AAAAUUGAUAAGCUAAUAAACUUCAAAUUAUUUCUGAGAGAUUAGACUUUCACAAAACGUGGGGGAAAUUCAUAUUUUUACGCGCAUUUAUGACGUUUUCAAGUAUGAUUUCAGUUUUAAUUUUUAAUUUUAGAAAGUAGGAAAAAGAGUGCGUCUUUCUAGGGUAAAUGCUCGUUGCAAAAAACGGAUAUUAAGAAGAAAUUGUUAUCAGCACCAUUUGGUUAUGAAGAAGAAAUUAUCCUUUUAAUAGGAAACAAAAUCUGACUUGUGUGAUAUGAUCUAUACAAGAUGAAAACAAUAGAACACUAUGAAGAAUUAAUAGAUCGUGAUCCACGACAAAUUUCUCGAUUGUGGCAAAAUGUUCAAAUAUGCUGCUAUUUUUUAUGUGCUAUAUCUGGAUAUGUUUGCUCUAUCCUGUUCUUCGUAAUUUGGGAAGAUCUUUGCGGUGAACAUUGUCCUUUGUGGGCAGAGGUCAAACAAUUGUUACACGUAGAAGAGGAUGAUGAUGCUCAAGGGAAUGAUUUGGAAUUGAAUAAUACUACUGAUCAAAGAAGUCAUAAGAUUGUUGGUGAUUUUGAUUGGACACAGGAAGUUACUGCUACAUUUAAAUUUCAAGGAUAUUGCCAAUGGUUUCAUGCCACGUGUCUUGUUUCUUGCUUCUUUGGCGUGGUUUGGCUCACUCUCUUUUCUAUGUGUGGCAGAGGGGGCUACGGUAACAGAACGUAUUAUGAACCAUGGAGAGUAGUAGUGCCUGCUUUAUUUUUUAACAUACUUUUCACAAUAAUAUUGGUUUGUGCAACGGGAUGCUUCCUGCUUGGAAUUUCCCGAUUUGUUAACAAUAUUAACGAAAUGUCCAAUCGACUUCUGAUUAUUCAUAAUAAUCUCCCUCACAGUGGCUGCCAAAAUCUUCAGGAGUUUCUUAAUAUCUAUAAUAUUCAUGGACACAACGUUUGCAGAUAUCUUUUCUCCAUAAAAUUUGGAUCAUGGAUAAUGAUGGUUGGUUGGAUCAUCGGGACAGUUCUUUUGAUUUUACGUGUUGUUUGUAUAAAAGAUUUUAGAUUAAUGAAAGUUGAGCUAUAUGAAAUGCCUCCAGAGAUGUUUGAAAGCGAAGCUUUAAAAAGAGCUAAUGGAGAAAGCGUAGAAGCUCCGAUUCCAAAAAAGCGGAUCAAAUUGACUCAUCCCCUCGGCUGCUGUCGCACGAAAAAAAGAAAAGAAGAAUAAAUUUGUCUUCUAUUUAAUUCCAAGUAUUUCAUUUAUAAUAUUCAAUGAAAAUAAUGUUUAUAAUGAUAGCUGCGUCUAGUCGCCCCGAAAAAUUCUGGGAGUUGGAAAAGGGGAUGGAUUUUGAAAAAUAUUUGACUAGUCC
Molecule: messenger RNA, 1363 nt
Organism: Belonocnema kinseyi
Lineage: Eukaryota; Metazoa; Arthropoda; Insecta; Hymenoptera; Cynipidae
Exons: 6
Coding region: 289-1221 (310 amino acids)
Source: RefSeq, a predicted model, not a curated record